AUGCUUUCCCUGUCGAGGGCGCUCGGGAGGCGGCUCUUCUCCUCCGCGGCAGCCGCGGUCGAAGGGGGCGCCGCCGCCUCGACGUCGGUGGUCAGGAAGGCGCAGAACCCCCUCGAGGAGUUCUUCGAGGUCGAGCGGAGCGCCGCAGACGACCAGGCCCGUCCCCACUACGGUUCCAGUGAUGGCAGCUUCGGUAAUAAGGGUUCAAAGUUCGGCGCUAUAUUGAUUGGGCAAGCAGCUGUUUUUAUUGGCCUGAGCAGCAACGCUCUAUUGGCUCAAGAUGAUUCGGUCGCUCCAGCAGAUUCAAGUGAGCAAGCUGAUGCAAAUGCUGCUGGUCUACGCCGUAUUGAAGAUGGUUCAGUGAUCUCAAAUGAGCACACGAUCAAAUGGAGAAUGUGCACCGAUAAUGCCCGAGAUUAUUUCCUGAAAGGAAAAUUAGCUGAAGCUGAGAAGUUGUUCAAGGCAGCUCUGCAAGAAGCUAAAGAAGGAUUUGGACUGAGAGAUCCACAUGUUGCAUCAGCUCUGAACAACUUGGCGGAGUUUUAUAGGUUAAGAAAAGAGUAUGAGAAAGCGGAGCCAUUAUAUAUGGAAGCAGUUGAAAUCCUGGAGCAAUCAUUUGGACCUGAUGAUAUACGGGUCGGAACAGCUUUGCGUAAUCUUGGGCAGUAUUAUCAUAUUCAGCGCAGGUUUGAUCAAGCUCAGACAUGUUAUGAGCGUGCUUUGAAGAUAGAAGGACGUGUUAUGGGGCUUGGUCACCCAGAUUAUGCAAAUACAUUGUACCUUCUUGCCAAGGUAUUACGUCAACAAAGAAAAGGAAAUGAUGCAGAAGCUCUUAUCCGAGAAUCAAUUAGGAUACUGGAGGAAGCUGGACUUGGCGAAUCACCCAAAUGCAUACACAGGAUGAGGUUUCUCUCUUUGGACUUGGUGAGGUCAAAGCGACUGGUUGAAGCUGAAAAUUUGCAAAGGAAGAUAUUACAUAAUCUGGAGCUUUCGAAGGGAUGGGAUUCCUUGGAUACUACAAUGGCAGCUGAAACCUUAAGUGUUACUCUUCAAACCAUCGGAGAGUUGAAGGAAUCGGAAGAACUAUUGGAAAGAUGCCUCGCAGUCAGAAGAAAGAUUCUCUCUGAAAAUCAUUUUGAGGUAGCAGGUAUAUUGGUACAGUUGGCAAGGCUAACUUUGCUUAAAAUUAUUAGUGACAUCAAGGUGAGCAAUGACCUGUCUAGAUCUCACCUUGUCAAGGCAAAACAACUUGUCAGUGAUUCAAUAAGGAUAACAGAAGGAAUAUUGAAUCCUUUGAGGGAGAAUCAGAAAAAACUGAAAAGCACAAUUGGUAUUGAAAGAGAGAAGAUUGGGGCAACAGCUGUACUUUUGCAAGCACUUGAAGUUGUCGGACUUCUUGAAGCUACAAGAAAGAGACAUCAAGAGCCAGUGUCUGAUUAUGAAAAUGCUGAACAAGCUCUGCGCAAGUGUAUUUCACUUUACAACGAGCCUUAUACACGAAAUGUGGUGUCUAAAUACCUCAGGCAGCAGUACGAGAGAUGCUUGAGGAGCCUCAUGCACAUUAUUCAGCACGAUCCAGACAUCUUGAAUGCGCCUGGGAUGCAUGAUCUGCUAGGUGAAUCACAGCGAAUAAUGAAGGAGUUGGAUGAAGAGAAAAAUACGAAGUGAUUUUUUUAUGGGUGAUAUGUAGUAGUCUGGUGACACAGAGGAAUAAGCAUGGCGUACAAAGUCUUACGGAUUUACGGCUUAUAGGAGAAACCGAAUUUCCAGAUCUUGCCAAGUGUAAGAUGUUAAGAGAUACAUGAUCAAUUUCAUUGGUUUUGUUUAUAGCGCUUAGACUAGUCACAAUGGAAAAUAUUAUAUAGUAGUAUGAUACUAGUGUAGAAUCUCAAUACAAAAGUGUGUAGCACAAGAUUUAUUUAGUAUUAAUUUUUCUAGUUCUACGUGCUAUGAUACGGUAUCUAGUUUACCACUA
This is a messenger RNA of Lolium rigidum, 1975 nucleotides long. Its product is annotated as nephrocystin-3-like. The record is from RefSeq and is a predicted model, not a curated record. Gene Ontology annotation, molecular function: protein binding. Bases 1 to 1668 code for a protein of 555 amino acids. Lineage: Eukaryota; Viridiplantae; Streptophyta; Magnoliopsida; Poales; Poaceae. The transcript has 18 exons.